CCGGUUGAGCUUUGGACUGGGAAACAACUCUUUGGCGUGCUGCUGCGUCCAUAUUCAAAGAUGAGAGUCUAUGUAAAUCUAACAGUCACAGAAAAGAGUUACAGCGGGAAAGGGGAAACAAUGUGCCCAAGUGAUGGAUUUGUUUAUUUCCGUAAUAGUGAACUGAUCAGCGGGCAACUCGGGAAGGCUACGUUAGGAAAUGGAAAUAAGGAUGGUCUAUACUCUGUUUUGUUGAGGGACUACAAGUCACAUGCUGCUGCAACAUGCAUGAAUCGGCUUGCAAAAUUAAGUGCUCGGUGGAUUGGUAAUCAUGGAUUUUCUAUAGGGAUUGAUGAUGUCACACCUGGGGAAAACUUAGCUAAGCAAAAACAAGAAGAGAUUCAUCAAAAUUACAAGAAAUGUGAAGAUCGUAUUCAACAAUUUAAUGAAGGAAAGCUUGCCGUGCAACCAGGCUGUGAUGCUGCCCAGACUCUGGAGGCUGAAGUAACUAUGGUGUUGAAUAAAGUUCGUGACGACAUAGGAAAAAUAAAAGGAGGGAAAGCAUGGACAAGGAGAGCUUAG
Molecule: messenger RNA, 561 nt
Organism: Nicotiana attenuata
Lineage: Eukaryota; Viridiplantae; Streptophyta; Magnoliopsida; Solanales; Solanaceae
Product: DNA-directed RNA polymerase III subunit 1-like
Biological process (GO): DNA-templated transcription
Molecular function (GO): DNA binding; DNA-directed RNA polymerase activity
Source: RefSeq, a predicted model, not a curated record